This is a messenger RNA of Heterocephalus glaber (naked mole-rat), 1838 nucleotides long. RefSeq names its product tumor protein p63 regulated 1 like (gene Tprg1l). Gene Ontology annotation, cellular component: cytoplasm; synaptic vesicle. The record is from RefSeq and is a predicted model, not a curated record. Lineage: Eukaryota; Metazoa; Chordata; Mammalia; Rodentia; Bathyergidae.
UGGUCUGCGGUGCGACGGCCGCUGGCUGGGGGUCGGUCGGGGCCGGGGCGGCCAUGCUGCAGCUGCGGGACUCGGUGGACUCGGCGGGCUCGAGCCCCACGGCGCUGCUGGCGGCCGGCGAGGCGGUGACGGUGUGCGGCGCGACCGUCGGCCGGGCGGGGGCGGGUACGCCGCUACGCCAGACUCUGUGGCCGCUCAGCGUCCACGACCCCACGCGCCGCGCCCGCGUCAAGGAGUACUUCGUGUUCCGGCCCGGCACCAUCGAACAGGCGGUGGAGGAGAUCCGCGCCGUGGUGCGGCCCGUGGAGGACGGCGAGAUCCAGGGGGUGUGGCUGCUGACCGAGGUGGACCACUGGAACAACGAGAAGGAGCGGCUGGUACUGGUGACCGACCAGUCGCUGCUUGUCUGUAAAUACGACUUCAUCAGCCUCCAGUGCCAGCAAGUGGUCAGGGUGGCGCUCAGCGCUGUGGACACGAUCUCCUACGGAGAGUUCCAGUUUCCCCCGAAGUCCCUCAACAAGCGAGAAGGCUGUGGGAUCCGUAUUCAGUGGGACAAGCAGAGUCGUCCUUCCUUCGUAAACAGGUGGAAUCCCUGGUCCACAAACCUGCCCUAUGCCACUUUCAUCGAGCACCCAAUGGCCGGUGUGGACGAGAAGACAGCAACCCUGUGCCACUUAGAAAGCUUCAAGGCUCUGUUGAUCCAAGCUGUCAAAAAAGCACAGAAGGAAAGCCCUGUGCCAGGGCAGGUGAACGGCGUGCUGGUCUUGGAGCGGCCCCUCCUCAUCGAGACCUACGUGGGACUGAUGUCCUUCAUCAACAACGAGGCCAAGCUGGGCUACUCCAUGACCCGGGGCAAAAUAGGUUUCUAGACGGCUGUGCGUGGGAGCAGCAGCUGUGGGGGAGCGCAGGCUGGGCACUGGGCGCAGUCCAUGCAGCCCAGCAGAUCCCGUAGGACAGGAGCAACAGACAAAGGCAGGAAGACAUAGCUUAGCUGUCUGUGCUGCCGCCUCCUGUCCCCGCCUCUGUUUGCCUCCUGUACUCCUGUGUGGUGUUUCCUGGUCCCGCCCACCCCUCCAGCAUGCUGAGCCCGGACCGCACCCACCUCUGCUGUGUGGAUGGCUGGGUCAGGGCAGGGACCUGGUGUUUCCACAUAACACUUGUGCAUAUGUUUACACUCGGUGUCAAAUUUUAUAUUUUGAAACUUAAUCCUUUUUUUUUUUUAGCUAAACACAAGAGCAGCCAGCCAGCAGCCUGGUCUCUGAGCGAGAUGAAGUCUGUGGCUCAUCAACCCCUCGUGAACAACUCUUUUGUAAAAAUGUUUGAUCUAAGUCACACUUUCUAGGGCUGAUCCAAGUCAUCAGUACUUGGGCAUCUUUCCCAGGCCCACGAGGGUUUGCAGAAGCAUUUACAAUUUAUCAGUUCAGGAAGCCACCCCGAUAGUUCUUUGCACACGAUUUUGACAGCUGUCUGGACCCCAAGUUCAUAUUGUUCUAUUUCUGUUUAAAAGGGGACUGAGUAGCUUGCUUUUCAAAGAACGUGCUUUACAGAAAGCCACACAAGACCCCGACUGGCCGAUUCCCAUAGACCCAACGUAUUGCUAGCUGCUCGAGCUCCCGCGCCUCCUGUUGCCACGUGUGGCUUGCGUGUGUGACCAUAGCACUUGUAGACUAAAUGCUGGCUCCUCGGUGUCUCCUCAUUUUCAGCUGCUGUAGCUUUAAGCUGCCUGGCAUGGACGUGACCAGGACGCCAUGGCCUGUCCCAGUUGGAAGGCCGCCCCUGCAGUGCCCCGGCCUUCAGGCUGUGCUCUAUCUUGUAGUAAAGACGUUUAGAAGCAAAAA